AUGAAUAUCGAGAUUAGAGAGUUGGUUGGUUCUGUGUGUUUGGAUAAGGGAAGUCCACGUGUGACAGAGUACAGCGAAUUAGGUGCUGAGCUCGCCGAAAGGAGGGCAGAUGAUGGUCGUUUAUUGUUUUGUGCUGGAUCCAUUGCAAAUCAUCUGUAUUCACUGGAGUUCCUCGAAAGGUUCGAACUUUUCGAAUGUUUUAAAGCAGAAAUGUGUAACCAUCUUAAAACUAUUGGAACAAGUUAG
Strongylus vulgaris is the source of this 246-nucleotide messenger RNA. Lineage: Eukaryota; Metazoa; Nematoda; Chromadorea; Rhabditida; Strongylidae. The record is from the annotation of a GenBank genome assembly.